AUGUUAUAGUUAAUUAAUUUGAUAAAAUUGAGACAAUAACAGCUAUAUGUAAAUUAGCCAUAUGACCCAAAAAUUGAUAAGGAACGUAUAAAUUAGGAGAAUUAAUUGCUCUAAGUUUUAUAUAGUUUCUAAAGAGUUCAUAUUGAUGAAAAGUAAGAGAAAUUAUGAUUUAAUUUAAUCAGAUUGAAUUUCUAUGAACAAUCAGCACAAUUAAUGAAUAAACCUAUUCAACCUUUACUUCCAAUACAAGUAUAUGAUUUUAUUGCUAGACUUUAUAUGGAAUUUUUUCAAGAAAAUCAAUUUUAAGAUAAAGCAUAAAAAAUCUAAAUAAUUUUGGAAAAUGAGAUGCAUAAAAAUUAAUCAUUCAUUAUUCUAAUGAUUAAGUGGUUAUUAGAGUAUUAUAGAUAUUAAGUUAAAAAUAAGGAACCUCAAUUAAAACCUGUAUAAUAAAUGAGAAGAAAACUACUGAUGACUAUUGAUUAAAAUAAAUUAGAUUUGAAAAAAUCUUCAGAAUCAUAGACAAAAAGGAUAAGAAUGCUUAAUUUAUCUAAAACUCCAGAAAAUGAUUAAAAUACUCUAUCUUCUUAGAAUCAAUAAUCAACAUUAAGGAGAACAAAAAUAAAUUAAAGACAGUUAUAUAAUGUAAUAUCAGACUUAGAUUGGGAAACACCAUGGGAUAGAUCUUAUAAGCUUUUGUACAAUAGAAAUCAAAGAAUAUUAAGAUCUAUAUAAAAGAAUAGCAUCUGA
Messenger RNA from Paramecium primaurelia, 747 nucleotides. Lineage: Eukaryota; Ciliophora; Oligohymenophorea; Peniculida; Parameciidae. The record is from the annotation of a GenBank genome assembly.